AUGGUUCAGAACAAAGGCUUCAUCUUCAAACAAGUCCCCAAAGGCGUUCCAGUCCCCGGCCAAGAUCUGGUGGUCGAAGCCCGGGACUUUGACCCCGAGCAAGCUCCUCCCUCGGGAGGCAUCACCACCAAGAACUUCUUUGCCUCAUUCGACCCCUACCAGCGUGGCCUCAUGCGCGAGCCAGAGACGAGAUCCUACUUCCCAGCAUACACCCUCGGCCAGCCCAUCACCAACUCCGCAGUCGCCAAGGUCCUGAAAUCAGACAGCGCGGAUUUCCAGGCCGGGGACCUCGUCUAUGGGAACAUUCCCACGGAGGAGUACUCGGCGCUGGAGAAGGAGGCGUUGGCGGCCGUGCGGGUGAUUGACAACCCGUACAACUUGGAUCUGAAGGUCUUCACGGGCGCCCUGGGCAUGCCGGGCCUGACCGCCUACUCGUCCCUGUACGAGAUUGGCAAGCCGCAGAAGGGCGAGACCAUCUUCAUCUCGGCUGCCUCGGGCGCCGUGGGUCAGAUCGUGGGACAGCUGGCCAAGCACGAAGGGCUCCGGGUCAUCGGCUCCGUCGGCUCCGACGAGAAGCUGGACUUCAUCAUCGACGAGCUGAAAUACGACGGGGGCUUCAACUACAAGAAGGAGAACCCGCUCGAGGCCCUGCGGCGACUGGCGCCCGACGGGAUCGACAUCUACUACGAGAACGUCGGCGGCGAGCAGCUCGAGGUCGCGCUGGAAGUCAUGAACGACUUUGGCCGGAUCGUCGCCUGUGGCAUGGUCUCGGAAUACAACAGCGAGCCCGAUCAGCGGUACGGCAUCCGGAACCUGAUGUACAUCGUGGCCAAGCGGAUCAGUUUCCGGGGCUUCAUCGUCGGCGACAAGAACAUGGGCCCCUUGCACUUCGAGGAGCAGUACCGGAACGUCUCGAAGUGGCUCCACGAUGGGACCUUCAAGGCGCGGAUAAGCGUCACGGAGGGGAUCGACAAUGCGCCGGAGGGCUUCGUGGGCAUGCUCCAGGGCAAGAACUUUGGGAAAGCGGUGUUGAAGAUUGCGGAUCCGGAGGUGAGUAGCGGCGACUCCGAAGACGGGAAAGUGACCAACCUCGGGGAAAUGUUUUGCUUCUGCUUUGAUGCGACCAGGAUAGCGGGCGAUACGGGGGGAGUCUCAGGGUGCCAGGGCGGCUGGCUCCGCCCGACGUUUUAA
Drepanopeziza brunnea f. sp. 'multigermtubi' MB_m1 is the source of this 1191-nucleotide messenger RNA. The record is from RefSeq and is a predicted model, not a curated record. Lineage: Eukaryota; Fungi; Ascomycota; Leotiomycetes; Helotiales; Drepanopezizaceae.